Messenger RNA from Hydatigera taeniaeformis, 714 nucleotides. Lineage: Eukaryota; Metazoa; Platyhelminthes; Cestoda; Cyclophyllidea; Taeniidae. The record is from the annotation of a GenBank genome assembly.
AUGAACAAAGACUUUGCAAAAAAAACCAAAGCUCUUUUUGAUUCCGAAGUUGUUGCAGUCAAGGAAGCCAUUUCUACUGGAAUAUACGUUUCUUAUCGACCUACUGGAACUAAAUAUGAACGGCAAGACUGUCUACGCGUAAGCUCUGCGGGUCGAUGCUUCUGCUCGCACCUUCUGAAGGAUCAUAACAAGUUUUCUGCCACGUCACGAAAUACGGCGUGCACCCAGCCAGGAUGCUCCUGUAGGCGAUUUCUCUUCGCACCAGGACGACCGGAAGAUUUCGGUGAAUUUUGGCUACCCAAACGUCGCGACUUUAAUCGGGAGGCCUAUCGCAUGAAGUGCAAGUGUAAACACACCCACGAGGAACAUGUCCCCUACCCCUCACCUUUUCGUUGUAGUGCCAGGCCCUGCAACUGCCUUGCAUUCAGUUCAGCCUCUAUCUGUGCAGCCUGUGAUCAGCGCUGGGAACAGCACGACACAAUCUUCGAAACUGAAGAGGAACGUAAGAAUGCAGGGCGACAGAUUCGGGAGGACUGGUAUCCAUUCUCCGAGCUCCCGGCCAUGCGUGACAUCGCCCUGACCGGUGAGGGUAAUCCCCAAGUCGAGAGGCUGACCGACGCUCUGCCAAUACAGCCACUGUCGCAGCCGACCUCGUCGACCAGUAGGCCGACAAACGAGACCAACAAUACCCCCUUCCGUCCAAGCGGCCAGUAA